AUGCCAGUGUUAACUCCUGAAAGACUCAUCAAGUUGGCGUAUUCAUAUCCAGAAUUACACGAUACUUGGUAUUUAUAUACUGUUGCAUGUUUUUCUGAACUUAAUUUAACAUCCGAGAUAACUACCGUUUUACGAUUUGCGUUGAAUCAACAAUUAUUUGAAUUCUGUCCUUAUGAACAAGCAAUAGCAGAUGAAUACGUCCUUCAAUUGGCUACUGAUGUGUUAGAAGGGAAUGAAGAGACUUUGGAAACCGAAUUACCUCCCAGCACUACAGUUGCAACUUGUUUAAAGAGAAGAGACAAUACUCCUGAACCCUGUAAAGUCCGACAACAAACCAUUGUAGACAAACUAAGAGAAGUCCUCCUAAAAACCAGUGUCAUGUCAGGUAUGCCCAAAGCAAUCAACAGUCUAAUCGCCCUCAAAAAUUCCACUCCAUCCCAACUCAUCCCCGCUCCAACCUUCAAACGUGAAUCGAUUCUAAAAACACACCCCGGAGAUCAGCAUGAAUCGUUCAUAGACGGAACCAUCACCCCAGAACGGAUUGAUUAUCAUCAAGUCUCAAAACAAUUAUCUCGUGGGUCGGAUUUUUGGAAUGCGAUAUAUACCAAUCAAAUCAAUCAUCGAAUUAAGAAUCAGUUAAUGGAUGCAUAUCCUGAUUUAUGGAAUUAUAUUUACCAUCAUGUCUAUUCGCCCUUAUUGAGUUUUGUUGAUAUCUUACCACCCAAAGAGACUUCGCUUUCUGCUAUUGCGUGUAUGAUACCCCAAGAUGUGAAUCCUCAGGUGAAGGGGCAUUUAAGAGGGGCCAUGAAUAAUGGUGCGACCAGGGAGGAAGUGAAUCAUGUGAGAGAGAUUGUUCUUGAUAUUUGUGAUUGGAAGGGUGGUGUGGUAUGGAAAGAGGGAAAGGAAAGUGUUCCAAUGUUGUGA
Molecule: messenger RNA, 924 nt
Organism: Hemisphaericaspora subhashii
Lineage: Eukaryota; Fungi; Ascomycota; Pichiomycetes; Serinales; Debaryomycetaceae
Exons: 1
Coding region: 1-924 (307 amino acids)
Molecular function (GO): peroxiredoxin activity
Source: RefSeq, a predicted model, not a curated record